Molecule: messenger RNA, 2261 nt
Organism: Trichoderma atroviride IMI 206040
Lineage: Eukaryota; Fungi; Ascomycota; Sordariomycetes; Hypocreales; Hypocreaceae
Source: RefSeq, a predicted model, not a curated record
AUGGUCAAGCUGCUGACGCCCGGAUUUCCCAUGCGGCGGCCCUCCGGCCUCGUGCGGUACGGUGUCUUAGCGGCCAUCUUCCUGCUGGCCUUGUACACCCUCAGCCCCAGCUCGCCAGAUACUUCCCGUCUGCCGCCCUCAUUUGACCAGACCGCGCCAAACCGCCCGCCGUCGAAUCCUGCGCCAAACUACAAUGGCCCUGCGCCGCCCAUCCAAGAUGCCUUCCCCAUCGGCGCUCCUCCCACCAGCGGCGGCCACCCCAUUGACAAGCUGGUCUAUGAUGCCCAGAUGACCUUUGCUGAACUCCUUUCGAAGGAAUCCAGAACCGUUGGAGAGGCUGCCAAGGCCUAUCGCAAGCGCCGUGGCCGCCACCCGCCGCCCGGCUUCGAGAAGUGGUACGAGUUUGCUCGCUCCAAGAACGCAAUCAUCGUCGAGGAUUUCUUUGAUCGAAUCUACCAAGACCUCCAGCCCUUUUGGGGCCUCGACCCUGCCGUUAUCCGCAAGGAGUCGUGGGACUUUGAAAUGACAAUCAACAUCCGAGACGGCAAUGCCACCGCUCGAAGCGACUUUUUCUGGACCAAGAUUUGGCUCAAAAUGAUCAAGACAAUCGACCACUUGUUGCCUGACAUGGAUAUCGCGCUGAAUGCCAUGGAUGAGCCCCGCCUGGUUGUUCCCUGGGAGGACAUGGCCGGCUAUAUGAAGAACGCUUCCAAGACGGUCAAGAUUCCCAAGUCCAAAGACGUCAUUCGCGAAUUCCAGCAGCUGCCUCGCCCCGGCACUGGUGACCCCGACGUCAAAACGCGCAGCAAGAACUGGGAAAAAACACAACCUUACUGGGCUAUUGCUCGACGUGGCUGUGCUCCCGAUAGUGCUUCCCAGGUGGAGGGCCUCGUAAAAACUGCCGAUAAGACGCCUUCGAUCAAUUUGACAUACGCCGAACCCCACAUGUACAAGGGUUUCGUCUCCAACUUUACACUGUCUACGGAGAUUUGCCAUCAGCCAGACCUGCAGGCCUUGGAGGGCAUCUUUAUCGAGCCGCUUUCUACAUCAGCCUCCAAGGUCUUGUUCCCCAUGUUUGGUGGCUCCAAGCUGGGAGUCAACAACGAAAUCCUGCUACCGGCUCCCAUGUACUGGAAUGAGGAAGAGCGCUUCACUGGCGGCGAUAACCAUGGUGUUGAAUGGGCGGAGAAACAAAACAAGGCCAUCUGGCGCGGUGUCGCAACAGGAGGCAAGAAUACGCCACACAAUUGGCGAGGCUUCCAGCGCCAUCGAUUUGUCGCCAUGAACAACGGCACGACAGUUGCACGUGUCGAGAGGGGAGAGAAGGCAGACAAUUUUGCGUUGCCAGGCGAGGAUUACAACUUGCAAGCGCAAAAGGACCGCAAGCUGGGCGCAUGGAUUAACCAGUGGUCCAACGUCAGCUUCACGGAUCUUAGCUGCUCACCACCGCAGAACGGUAAAUGCAACUACACUGGCCACUACUAUAAGCCAACCAAGGGAAUUAAAUUGGCCGAACAGUUCAACUCAAAGUACAUCCCGGAUAUUGACGGAAAUUCCUUCUCUGGCCGCUAUCUUGGUUUCUUGCGAUCUACUUCUCUCCCCAUCAAAGCCACCAUCUGGCAUGAGUGGCACGACAGCCGUCUGGUUGCAUGGAAGCACUUUGUUCCCAUGGACAGCCGUUUCCUCGAUUACUAUGGCAUCAUGGAGUACUUCCUCGGCUACGAGGGGCGCAACGGCCACGACCGAGUGGCAGAAAAGAUUGCUACUGAAGGCAAGGAGUGGGCUGAUCUAGUACUGCGCAAAGAGGACAUGCAGGUCUACGUGUUGAGGCUGCUGUUUGAGUAUGCUCGCCUGCUUGACGACAAGAGAGAGAGUCUGGGAUGGGUUGAUGACAUCCUUCAAGAUCCUUCAUUGGAGAAGACAUGGAAAUGGUGGUGGUAAUGAUUUCUUCCUUCUCUUCUCUCUCCGCCACCUCUUCCCCUUUCUCUCCUCCUCUUUCUCUCUUCCUCUACUUCUUUUCUCCCUAUUCUUCUUGUACCCCCCGUUUCAUUCUCAUUUUCCCCCAUUUUUUUUCUCUCGCGAUAAUCGAGUGUGAUGAUGCAUGAGUUGGAACAGUUCAGGAUUGGAUAGGCCUGCGGCGUUUGGCGUGGAAGUCGUAUUUACGCUUCUCCAUAUCGGCAAAUAAAUCAUAGUGAAAGGUCUGCUUGUGACGAAAACUGGCAGACGACAGGCGAUUUGAAAAAUUGAUACCUGGUAAAAAG